Messenger RNA from Leptomonas pyrrhocoris, 6998 nucleotides. RefSeq lists its product as hypothetical. The record is from RefSeq and is a predicted model, not a curated record. Lineage: Eukaryota; Euglenozoa; Kinetoplastea; Trypanosomatida; Trypanosomatidae. The transcript has a single exon. The coding region runs from base 1110 to 6998 and encodes 1962 amino acids.
GCCGGAAGCUCAAAACGAGACCGUAAGACGGGACCUACUCCCCGCGUUGGACUUCGUCACGCCUCUCCCAGAUCCACGGUGACGGGCUCCAAAUAAAAAAGCCUUGAGGAAGAGGGAGGCCGAAAAGCGAAGCCAGCAUCGACGCUUUCUUUUCUUUUGUUUGUUUUCGCGCGUGUGUGCGUGUGUGAGGCGGCUGUCUUUUGCUUCCGUAGAGUUUCGUCUUCAGCGGCAGUGUUUUUUCCCGCCCUCGAUCCCGCCGCCGCCGCUUGCGCCGCCACAGCAAAGUUUAGGGGCGAGCAGCGAGCGCAAGUUGUGGUGGUUGUUUCGGCUUGGUUUGGUUUGGUUUUCUUCUCUCUCUCUCUCUCUUUCUCCUUCCUUCGAGCGUAUUCGCUGCUGUAUGUGCACACCUCGGCUUUCUUCUAUGCUUCUUCCUGUUCUGGAAUACUCUUAUUCCUCCGACAAAGCUUCUGUGGCUGGUUUUUUUUUUUUUGGGGGGGGGCGGGUGUUUGCAUUAUUUAUUAUUAUUUUUAUUUUACUGUUUCCUGUUGCGGUGGAGCGGCGCAUACACACAGACAUUUAAUGUGUAUGCGUAUUUGUGUACGUGUAGGAGCAACAUGUGCCGCCACAUCUAAACAUCUACCUCGCAUUUCACUCUCUUCUUGGCACCCUUCAUCCGCUGUUGUGCGUCGUCCUCGUGUCUCUGUCAGUCGGAUUCUCCCAUCUUUGACAUCAGGCUGCUUCGCUUUUAUUGCUAUUAUUAUUAUUACUUGCGCAUUUAUUUACAUGUGUGUGUGGGUGUGUGUGUGGGUGUUUGUUCCCUCUUGAGUUUCAGCAAAGUGAAGUCGCCGCUGUGUACGACGGCGUAAUUGGAGGCAACAGGGUGCGUCACGCCUUCAACAGAAAACUGCCAAGAAGAAAAAAAGAGUGUUUAUUGGCAAUUUGAUGGUGUUGGCCGGUGACUCCGCCUUUGUCCUCUUCACGGUUGUAGGCGUACCGCUGGUAUCGCAAACUCUGUUUCUUCGGGUUUCGUUUUUGUCUUUUACAAUCUUCUUUUUAUUACUAUUAUUAUCAUUAUUUUUUGAAACGAAGAAGGAAGAGGAGGGGCAAUAAUGUUUUUCGAUCUGCUCGACAUGACGCUGUCGUACAUCCAGUACCUCGCCCUCCUUCUUCGACUGGACCCCUCCACUGUCCCCAACUUCUACACGAAGCCCUUCAAGGUUCUGCGGUACGCCGCCCUCGACGUCUUCUCGGAUGUCAACGAGGGGCAGCGCUACCACAAUUAUCUGCGCGUGAGCCUGCCGGCGUGGCUGCCGCUGGACAUCCGGCUGCAGUAUGUCUGCGUCGCCGUCAUCGGCCCCAUGGUGGUCUCCACCUUCGGCAUGCUGUUCGUCUACGGCAAGCUCGCCUACAUUUGGUUUGUCUGCGUGCUCGCCACCCUCUUCAUGUUCCUGUAUGGGUUUAUUCUCCUGGCGAACCAGAGCAGCUUUGCUGUGCCCGGCGCGGUGCUGCCGGCGCGCAGCUCCCUCGGCGUACUCGGUGGUGUCGGGCUGCCGUGCUUUCUGUGCCUGCUCGCCGGCGGACUCCUGGGGAUGGGCCGAGCCCGUCUGCAGCUGCUGCGGCAGGAUGCGAUUGAAAUGGAGCGCAUGGUGGAGGAAGAGCGCCAGCGACGGCGUGGCCAGCGCGUGACACAGCAGAUGGUGGACCGCGAGGGGAUCGAUUUGGUGGCCGUGGCUGCCGAGCAGGUGCACGCCCAACGCGACAAGGACGCCAUGGAACACAUCGACUGGGGUGACGUGGUGCUGCAGGGCCUGUUUGUGGUGGUGCUCUUCAUUGGCAGUUUAGUUCUGCUGAACGCCAUCAAGAUCCCCGCCAUCGCGGACAUCCAAUCCAGCGCGGUGUUUACGGCGCUGGGUGCGGUGGGGAUGGUCGUGUGGGGCUGCGUCGCGUUCUGGUGGGUGCUGGACUUCUUCAAGAAAGGCCGGCAACUGCAGUUCGCCAUCAGCGACUUCGUCAGUCGGCGCUGCUUAGGUCUUAUCGUGACGGUGUGCAACCUCCUUUACAUCAACGUGGUCAUCAACUUCAUCUCCAUUGUGUACUGCGUGACGCUGACGUGCGCCGCGGGCACCCGCACGCCGUUCUCCGCCUCCCUCUUCCCUGCCAUGACAGGCACAGCCGGCGCGCCCGCGGAUGUGCUGGCCGGUUCAACGGUGGGCUGUCUUGCCUGCAACUACCACGCCCACCCGCAGCGGUGCUCGGCCGACUGGCAACAGCAGCUCUGCUCCUCCGCCGUCCAGCAGCGACGCCUCGUCUACGACCUGCGUGUGCCGUACGCCGACAUCGACGCGCUGUACAAGGUCAGCGGCAGCCUCAUCUUCGCGGUGUACCUCCUCUUUGUCCCCUACCUGCAGUUCUACAUGGCGCAGUACACGGUGCGGGUGCUGAAAGAGUCCUUCCCGCUGGAGCGACGCUACUACGACGUCUUCACACCGGAUGAGAUUUACUUCCAGAAGGUGCUCGUGUCGCAGAACAACGCCGCCUUUGCCUAUCGCGCGUACAAGCCGCAGUUUCGCUUCUACCGCCUGUCCUUCCUACUGCAGAAGGUGAUUUUAGGUGUGGUGGGGUGCGUGAUGCGGAAGGGCCUGAAUCACGACGUGGCAUGGGCCGGCAUGGUCUUCUUUAUCGUGGUGCCGCUCAUUGCCCUCAGCUGCGCCCUGUACCUGCGGCCCUUCUCGCGACAGGUCGAGGCCUACUACUUCAUCGCCGUGCAGGCGAUGGUGAGCCUGUGUGCGAUUGUCUGCCUCGCCGCCCAGCAGAUUCGCGAGACCGGCAUGCCAUCGGCGGUGUGGAUUGUGUUGCUGGUGCUGCUGAUCCUGGUGCCGGUGUGUGUGUUGGUUGUCGGCAACGCGAUGACGCUGCGCGAGGAGCGGCGCUGGACGGAGUUGUGGCAGCGGCGUCUAGUGGAAGGCGUGACGGCGGCCUACGACGAUGACGGUGACACGACCCACCGGCUGAACCCACUGCGCGGUCCACCGCAGCCAAACACAGACGCGUGUGCGACGGACUGUACGCAGCGUAGCGGCACACGACGCGACGACAAGGGCGAGAACAGCAGCAGCAGCAGCAGCAGCAGUCGAAGCAGAACUAGUAGCUCCAGCUGCUCUGACUCUAGCACGAGCAGCAGCAACAGCGGCGAAGUGGGCAAUGAAGGCGGCGGGGUGCAGCUGUCCGCACGAGAGCGAGAAGCACACGGUCAACGAGAGGAGGGCGAGGACGUCGCAGCUAAUGCGACACCGCCAAAGGCGUUCAUCUGUCCCCUCACCCCGUCAUAUGAGACGACAUCCGCGCCCGCCAGUGCAUCAUCGCCACCGUCGCCUUCGCGCCACAGGGGCCCGUCAUCGGCACUGAGUGACAGCCCCUCGACGCCUCGCACCGCAGCGCCGAUGGCAAUUUCGAGGUUACGGCUGCUGCGUGCCCUGCCGGGGCUCCUCCAAACGGACUCGUGGGUCGACUGGCUGAAGACGGUGCUCGAGCUUGCUAGGCGCACCGUCGCCGCGCCCUUCUCGCACUCUCACCAGCGAGGCGAAGUUGAGGACUCGCCUUGCGCCGGCGUGCCCUCGCAGGGGCAGAGUGCAGCGGCCCAAGACAACAACGGCGCCGCCGCCCGCACGGGCAACACGCACAGCAGCACAAACGAGAAGGAGACUUGCGGGCAGCGAGGGACCAAGGCGAAGUACAGCGGCUCGAGUGACGAGAGCGGAUUCGUGGAGGAGUGCCGGGAGAUGCGGCUUCGACACCGCAAUGGGCAUCGCGUGCGUGGUGCGGCCGACCGUCGCAGCCCGGCAGAGACGGCGGAGAUGGAAAGCGCUCGGCUGCUCACCGGCGCGUGCAGCGGGGGCAACAGCCCGCAUUCCGCGUCCGACGCUGGAGACAUCGUGCCGACCUCUCAGCAGCCGCGACGUCGCCACCCCUCCUCCUCCCUCCCGUCCGCGUCGCUCUCCCUCUCUCAGCUGUACAAUUGCCUGCCCGUUGCGCGGCCGCCGAGCGGGGCGCGGCCGCACAGCCGUCGAGUGUCGACGUCGCUGUCGCCCGGCAACUCAAUGCUUAGCUCGACGCUUCGCCGUCUCGACCGCGGCAACACUCCCACCCUGACCACCCCACCUGCGUGUGUUCGUGUGCGAAGUGCGCGAGAGCUGACGUCCCCACAGCACCAAGGGCAGCAGCAGCAGCAGCAGCAGCGCGGGGACCCGUUGCACGAUGCCUCGGAUACGAAUAGAGGAGGUCCUCCCCCCGCGAGCAGGGAGGCCUGCGCGAAUGCGAGUUCACCCACACACGCAGGUGCGUCCAAUGCAGCGCCAGCCGAAGCCGCUGCCUCGGCGGGCGCCGGCGAGUACGCCGAUGACGCGACCACAACGUUCAUUCCCGCCCUCUACUUUUCUGAACGGGCACGCGGGCGGCAGCAGCGGCUGCAGCACACAGACACCCAUCCCCGCCAAGGCAGCGCCAGUCUCACCAGCACCAGCGGGCACGUGCAUCGUGGAACGAGGGGCAACCCACUUACUCGACGGAAGCGUUCCUCUGCAUCCACCACGCAGGAGCUGGGGGUAGUGCGUCUGCCGUGGCAACGGCAGGAAGAGGACGCCCCGCCUCCGCAGCCGAUAGGCAGCGCUCUCUCCACUCAGAGUGCCGGGUGUGGCGCGUCACCGCCCCAGGCGGAGACCCCAGAGGACGGUGCAGCGUCGCGCCUCGUGUCGACAAGCGGCAACGACGUUGCUGUCAUGAGCGCGGUGGCCUCCGCCUCCAUCUCGUCCUCGGUGCGAUCUGCGUGGCGGGCCGCGUGGAAGUGGAUCCUCAGCGCAGACGACGAUGCAGCGCGGCGACGACGCAACGUGCUGUGCUUCGCGGAUGUCUACGUGCGUCGACAGCUGUGCGGGCAGGCGACGGCGGCGGCACAGCGGGAGCAGGGAAACGCCGGCGGCAUCGCCGGCGAUGACACGCCCGCCCUGACCGCCGCGCAGCUGCGUCACUGUGCGCGGAGGGCUUUCUGGGGCUGUCCGACGGAUGCCAUGCUGGGCGUGGUGGAGGUGCCAGGGAGCAUGCCGCCGUGGGGACUGUACUGUCAUGCGCCAGUGCCGAGUUCAUCCGUCCACGCAGCCACCGCCGCCGAAGGCGAGCAAACUCGCCUGCCGUCGCAUCGAUCGAUGUUCUCCCUGCAGCGGCAGUACUACGCCCAGCUCGCCGAAGAGCAGCAGCAGCAACAGGCAGCGGGCCAGCGUGGGUCGCCCGUGCCCGACGGUAAUACGGACGGCACCUCCCUCACCAACUCGCCGGCGUACACGUCGCUCUCCCAAUCCACGAGCUUUCGUCUCGCGCAGCCGAUGCACCCGUUGCGCGCCGCAGCCUACGAGCGCCAAUUCGCAGCGGCGCGGGCCUACCGCCGCGAGCGGGCCGACAGUUUGCUGCCGCUGGACACGGAGCUGGACACCUACGCGAACGCACUCAGCGAUGACGACGACGAUGAGAAGGGGAAGGAGAACGAUGGCAACGCCGACGAGCGGAGUAGCGGUGGUGGUGUCGCAGGACUGCGAAAUACAUCGGGCACCCUUCAUUGGCUGCAGCGGUGGGGUCCAGUGCUGACGGAGUUGCUGUACGAAGCAGCGACGGAUGACCAACAGUGGGCUAUGUCUCCGCGAGCAGCUGCACAGCUUCGGGACAGCGCCAGCGACGACGAGGGCCGCCAAUCUCCCGCUCACUCCUCCUCUUCUCUGUCACCGCGAUCAUCAUUAUCAUCUCCGCCGUUAUCAUCAUUGCCGUCCUCCGCCGGCUCUUCUCGCCAUCGUCACCGUCACGGCACGAGCAAAGCAACGAAGAAGCCGCCGUCGUGGCUGCGGUGGCUCCCGGUCGUGCGGUGGAUUCCGGCGAAGAAGAAGAAAAGGGUAAGGAAGACGCAGCAGCCCGGUGGCCGUUUCGUAAACGACAACGACGAGGAGGCAGCGGCGGCAGCUCCGUCGAUGCCCGAUUUCACGUCAGACUCUCCGCUAUCGCACGUGGCACGGACGCUCAGCAAACGAGGGGAGACGAGUUGCGGUGUGUCGUCGUCCGCUGCUGCCCCGUCGCUCCGCCGCGGUGACUCGCUCCACUCGCUGCGUCGACACCAAUCCACGCUGCUCACGCUUAUCACCGGCACGCAGACCACACGUGCGCCGUCGGUGCGGAGUGAGGAUGAGGUGACAGCGUUGUUGGCAGACCCACCUCGUUUUGAUGGCAAGGAGGGGAGUGACACCGCCAGCCUGCACAACAAUCGGGAGAGGUCCGUCGUGGAUCGCCGUGUCGCACCGGUCGAUUCGCUGGAUGCACUGUCGCUGGCUCCCGCCUUGUCGGACCACUGGAUUGACUCCAGCAUGGAACAGCCGCCGGACCCGCUCAUUCAGCAGCUGCGCUGCCUGCACCUCGUGCGUCAGCGACUGAAGGAGUCGUACUGGGAACACCGAAAUCAGCUGACGGCGGUGCAGGACUACAUCGACUACGAAAUCAACGAAACAAUGCAGCGCGUGUUGACGUUCCUAUUCAUCGUGGUCGGCACCGUCGCGACCGUCUCCUUCGCCCUCGCCAUUUUAGGAAUGAUGCACACGCUGGACUGGCGCUUCAUCAACGGCGUGCGGCGGACCGAGGAGGACGUGCGAUACGAGCUGGCCGGCUACACCAGCUGGGCGAACUUCACGGAGCACUGCUGCUGCGUCGCCGCCACCGAUGUCGAGGCGCAGUACCCCUUCUUCGCCUUGGAUGUAGAGAACUGGAUCUGCGCGAAUGGCGUGACGAAGGAGCGGGUUCGGCGCGACGGCUACGACGGUGUGGUGGAAGACGGCUACGCGGUGCGGGCCCUGUGUGGGAUGGAGUUCGAGAACGGGUGUAGCGUGACGGUGGACAGCGCGGCGCAGACGGCAACGCUGACGGGGUGUAGCGCGACGGCGGUGACUGCGGCCGCCAUGCAGCGGUGGUGA